AUGUCUGAGUUGUCUUCUCCUACCUCUACCUAUACUACUGCAACUGAAGACUCAUUCACAUUAGUUAAUAAAGAGGAAGACUUGAAUCUUAGCGAAACAGUUAUUAAAAUUUUAGAAAAAGAGGAAAUUAAUGGCUAUGCCUUCUUAAAGAUUACUGAAGAAAAGCUUCACAAUUAUGGAAUACCAGCUAAAGUAACCUGUGAAAUUCAAGUUUCUGAUAAGCAUUUCGCACAUUGCAUAGCAGAAAUUAUGGAUGCUAAAAACUUGAUUUGUAUUAUAGAGAAUAAACAGCACCAGAUAUCCAUAGGUAUGGCCCAAAAUAUCUGCCAACUUAAGAGUUCAUAUGAAACAAACAAGAAAAAACAAAAAGCAAGUGAUACUUUGGACGGGAUCUUACAAGGUAGUAAAUUACUAUAUACUAUUGAAUUUACUGAAGAUGCUUUGGAUGAAGAAUCCGAGGAAUAUCAAACAUUGCAUAAAAGUGUAAGAAGAGUAUUGGGAGCGGUUGUAGGUAUGUUGAAAGAUAGGGCAUGUGUAGAUAAGUCUGGUGCGAAAAAGAAAGCAUAG
This is a messenger RNA of Dentiscutata erythropus, 567 nucleotides long. Lineage: Eukaryota; Fungi; Glomeromycota; Glomeromycetes; Diversisporales; Gigasporaceae. The record is from the annotation of a GenBank genome assembly.